AUGGGCACAACGCCGGACGAGCAAGAUGUAAGCCAAACUGCGGGUGUGAUUGCAAAAGUUGCCCACUCGCAGGCGCCUCUUUCGGCGAGGCUCGUGGGUGGAGUCUACGACUCGUCGGGAGUGCGUAUACUUUUCGCCGCGAGUGAAGUUCGAAUACCAGCCAAUGUCGUUCAGGCUCGCCUUCGAGACGGUGUUGUUCACUCGAGUGUGAUAUGCAGACGACACGAUGCCAAUGAAAUACACUCUGGCUUGCUUCAAAACCCACUUUUCCCAGCAGGUUGGAGUUCUGUUUCGACUCUGCCUCAUCGUGGCAAUAGGCACCUCAACACUCCCCAAUCGAGCACUCAAAGCUAUGUUCUAGUAGCUUUCUUAAAAUAA
Protopolystoma xenopodis is the source of this 378-nucleotide messenger RNA. NCBI's taxonomy places the organism in Eukaryota, Metazoa, Platyhelminthes, Monogenea, Polystomatidea, Polystomatidae. The record is from the annotation of a GenBank genome assembly.